Messenger RNA from Ictidomys tridecemlineatus (thirteen-lined ground squirrel), 1158 nucleotides. NCBI's taxonomy places the organism in Eukaryota, Metazoa, Chordata, Mammalia, Rodentia, Sciuridae. The record is from RefSeq and is a predicted model, not a curated record.
GACCUUAUAUACAUAAAGCUGCUAUUAUAACUUCUGAGGUUUAGUCCUUAAUAAAUAGCAAUUGAUGUUACUAAUACUAUUGUAAUAGAAUUUUUUUCAGUCUUUCACAUAUGCCAUCUGCAAAGAGAGCUAAUGUUUAAUUAUUAAUAAUUAAUAUUUGUUGAUUGAUGAUGAUGUGAAGAGGACUAAGUUAACCCUGAAUAAAGAGGAGUGAAGAUGGCCACUGUUGGUGUAGCUUCAUAGCUGUCCUGCAGUGUUCUCUGAAUCAAGGAAAGAAUCAUUCAGGCACAUAAUACCACCAGUGUCACAAGAUGGCAGCCAUUGAUUUGUCCCAUGAGGGAUCCAGUUUGCCUUCAUGAAGGAAAGACAGAAGCAGAAAGGAAGAUGAUUGUCUGCCUGCCAAACUGUGAUCAGGACUUGGUGACCUUUGAUGAUGUGGCUGUGCACUUCACCCAGGAGGAGUGGAUUUUACUGGACCCAACUCAGAGAAACCUGUACAAAGAUGUGAUGCUGGAGAACUAUGAGAACCUGACCAUAGUAGGUACAGAAUUUCAGCUCCUCAAACCCAGCCUGAUCUCUUGGUUGGAGCAAGAAGAGUCAAAGAUAGUGGAAGGAGGGGUUCUCCAAGAAUGGAAAAUGGGACUUAAAAUCAAAGGGGCUUCACUUCAGCAGAAUUUUUUGAGGGAAUAGAUCUCCAGUGAGAUACUUAGGGCAAGAAGGCACAAUGGAGGGGAGCUCUGUGAUGUAAGCCAUGUGGAGAAUUCAUCAGUGGACGUACUUGCCUUACCUCACACAUGAGAAUGCAAAAUACAGGGACCACUUCUUAUUGUGAUCAAGGUAGAAUAGACUUCUUUCCUUUGCACAAGAGAACCUCUCCUGAAAAGAAACUUUUUUUGAAUCAUUGUAGGCAAACUUUCAGCUUGCCUCCAAAAGCUGUUUACCAGAAAAUAUGCACUCAAGAUAAACCCUUUGAGUGCAAUGAUGGUGGGAAUUGCAUAUGCCCCAACUCCCCCCUUUUUUCUUAUUUUCUUUUUCCCUCUCUUUUCUUCCUUGUUAUUUUUUAUUCAUUCUUACUUCCUCCAUCCCACUUUCAACCCCCUAACUUUUACUAUCUAUAUGUAGGGUAACUUUCUAAAUACAGAUAGGAGGUUGAAUCUA